CUUUUAUCAGAAACUGCAUCUGCCCGAUGUCUGUUGACUAAGUAUCUAUUUAAGUGUGGGAGAGCCAUGCUUCGGCACGAAUGGGCCGGCUCGACCAGAGUGAUACCAUGGCCCCCAAUCUCCCCAAUGCCGAAUCCCCAACAAUCGUCAAAUUCCUAAUCCUAGUCUCUCCAAUCCCCGAAUCCCCCACAAUCCUUAAAUUCCUAAUUCCAACGCCUCUGGUGUUUCGGGUGUUCAUGGGCGACGCCAAUUGCUUACCAUCAGGUGAUCCGUCGGCCCGUUGACAGGCUUAUACCAUAAAAAAA
Messenger RNA from Spodoptera littoralis (African cotton leafworm), 305 nucleotides. Lineage: Eukaryota; Metazoa; Arthropoda; Insecta; Lepidoptera; Noctuidae. The record is from the annotation of a GenBank genome assembly.